AUGAAAAGACAAAAGAGAAAAGCAAAGGAAGAACUUAAAGCAAGCAAAGACAAAAAGGUCAGAACACUUGCUGAUUUUGGUUUUGCAGUCCCUGCUCUACCAGAUGUAUUGGUAGCCAAGCCUCUGGUUGUACAAAAACCAAACAAGGAUCAAAUAAAUAAAAAACUUCGUGCUACUUUUGAGUUACUUUCUGAAAAAGUAAACUCUCAAUUGGUUUCAAACAGUGAUAUGAACCAAUCCUUCUAUUUCAAAACCAGCAAAUUGAAGCAUCUAAAAGAGCAGCAGAGAUUCUUUAGAACUAACCUUCCAGGUUCUGUAGAGAAACAGUUUGUGCUUGGGCAAAAGAACUUCUUGAACCUAAAGAAAAAGAUGCUGGUUUGGCUCCGUGCCCAGAAACCAGAAAGAAGAACAGUCAUUGAGCUGAAGAAGUAUCUUAACAAGACCCUUUUCCCUGCGUGCCUGCAUGUAAAAGGAAACACUGCCACUAGUACGGCGUGGAAAUGUAUGAGAGCAUGGGGAAUGAUGACAUACAAGGAGUAUAUGUCAGACUUUAUGGGCAAAAAUGAAGAGAUUGAGAUAUCACCUCUUCUUUUAGAAAACCAGAAGAAGCUAGUGAUGGUAACUCAUGACAAGUCCACCUUCUAUGCCCACGAUGGAAAGGUGGACAUGUGGCUUGAGAAAGGUGAAAGAUAUAUUCGUAAAAAGGGUCAGGGUUGUGCUCUUAUAGUGAGCAAGCUCCAUGUUAGUGCUGCGUAUGAAAGUUACUGGACAAGCAAAGACAUGCUUGACCAGCUGAAGAACCAUGCUAUCCCUCUGUUCAAAAGCUUGCAUGAGGGAUGCACUGGUGUCUUUAUUUUCGAUCAAAGCAGCAAUCACAAAGUAUAUGCCACGGAUGUCUUGGUUGCUACCCACAUGAUUCUAAAGCCAAAGGUCGUUUCUGAAAAUGACAAGUUCGUUUUCAAAGAUACAACGUUUUUGAAGGAUGGAUGUAUCAUCCCUCAAUUGUUUUAUGAGACAGUCUUUGAAGUUGGAAGGAAAAGAAAGGGGUCAGUGGAGAAGAGACAGUUUGUUGGCGUCCAGCAGAUCCUUCAGAAGCAUGGACUUGCCUCUCCUGUGGCUGGUUCUCCUUCCAUGAUCAAGAGAUUUUAUAAAAAGACUUGGAGAUAUAUUGAAGCUUACAGCAAGUUUUUGGAUGCUAAGGAUGCUGAUGCUGAGGUGAAGAAAUUCAUCUUAAGAAUAAGUAAAUCUCACUGCAGCAUUGGUAUCCAUGAUUAA
This is a messenger RNA of Phycomyces blakesleeanus NRRL 1555(-), 1275 nucleotides long. RefSeq lists its product as hypothetical. NCBI's taxonomy places the organism in Eukaryota, Fungi, Mucoromycota, Mucoromycetes, Mucorales, Phycomycetaceae. The record is from RefSeq and is a predicted model, not a curated record. Bases 1 to 1275 code for a protein of 424 amino acids. The transcript is spliced from 6 exons.